AUGCCGCUGAGCUGCACUGCACGAGCGUUAAAGUUCUCGUUGUUCAUAUUCAAUCUAGUGUUUCUGAUUUGCGGUAUAAUAUGCGUAGGAAUCGGAGUGUGGCUUGUUCUUGACAAAUAUGCGAUUGAUAAUCUUGCAAUGGCAACGGCUAAAGUGCAAGGAUAUGAUCAGGAUGCUGGUUUAAGAGAUCUCGCAACCAAGCCGACAGCAGUCCGGCAAAUUGGAUACCUUCUUCUUGGUGGAGGUUUGAUCGUCAUUUUCGUUGCAUUUUUGGGUUGUUGCGGCGCCGCAAAAGAAUGGAGACCUUUAUUGUGUUGUUAUGCUUCUUGCCUUAUGCUCAUUCUUGCGGUUGAAAUCGCUGCAACUAUUUAUGCAUUCCUACACAGCCAUAUGUUCGAGAAGGAUUUCCGAGAAAUGCUGCAUUCAACUUUGAAAAUGUACAAUGGAACGGACUCGGGAGUGAAAAGCAAGGAAAUGCAAGAUGGCAUGCUUGUGAAAACCGCUUGGGACAAAAUCAUGAUAGAGAAAUCUUGUUGCGGAGUUGAUUCGAAAAUCGGCGAAUUCAACAAUUCUGGAUGGUAUCAUAUGACAAAAGGCCGAUAUCUUUUCCCACCGGCGUGUUGUCCUUUGGAUGAGCAUAACCGACUUCGACCAUCGUGCAACAAAAUCAUGAGACAUCCACACGGUUGCUACGCGAAAAUCGCCGAAUCAUUUCAAGAGCUCACAUCGCAUUUUAAAAUCGUUGCUUGGACCGUAAUCUUUUUCGCUUUAAUACAGGGCUGUAUUGAAUACUUGUAUCGUGAAAAUAGUAUUCAUUCAUCAUCAAUCUUCGGAAUCAUCGCCAUUCUUUUUAUUAUUGAAGUAAUUGCAUUUUUGAUUGGCGUUGAUUUUUUCGGUCGCGUCCGCACCGAAAUGCUCCAUUUCUUCUAA
This is a messenger RNA of Caenorhabditis bovis, 930 nucleotides long. The record is from the annotation of a GenBank genome assembly. Lineage: Eukaryota; Metazoa; Nematoda; Chromadorea; Rhabditida; Rhabditidae.